Molecule: messenger RNA, 3130 nt
Organism: Wyeomyia smithii (pitcher-plant mosquito)
Lineage: Eukaryota; Metazoa; Arthropoda; Insecta; Diptera; Culicidae
Product: zinc finger protein 436-like
Exons: 3
Coding region: 746-3091 (781 amino acids)
Biological process (GO): regulation of transcription by RNA polymerase II
Molecular function (GO): RNA polymerase II cis-regulatory region sequence-specific DNA binding; DNA-binding transcription factor activity
Source: RefSeq, a predicted model, not a curated record
AUCACGGCUGUUUAUUAACCUUCGGCAAGAAUCUCGCCCGAUCGCUCACGUCGGCGUUCAGUUUGUUUCAGGCCUAACUAAAAUUCAAACAAAAAAUAUAUGAAGGAAAAUAUCGAUAAAAUAUCGAUAUCGACAGGUAAUAUCGAUUUCAAUAUCGAUGCGCUUUUAAUAUCGAUAAAACGAAUAUCGAUAUUUUAUUUUUAAUAUCGACAACCCUAAUACUUACAACCGAAGAAAAAAUAGUUUUAAAUAGAAUUCGGUCUGGACACACACUAACAAAAGAGAGAAGAUUCCGAUGGGGAUGGGAAUUGGAUGAGAAUUGUGACCACUGUCAAGAAAAAGAGGACAUUCAACACUCUUUAUACUCGUGCCACAAAUACAACAAUAUUAGAGUGCAGUACCCGACUCGAGAAUACUGCGAACCACUGGAACACAUACUCCUAGAAAAUUGUGAAAGUGAUCUUAAACAAAUAACAGAGUUCAUCAAAGAAGCAAAAUUAAUCGUUUAAAACAAUACCACCCAACAUAAACAUACCAUCAUCACAUAUUCAAAGCACAAUCUAGACGAAAAAGAAAACGUCAGGCGAGAUGGGUCGCAAACGGCCUCAGCCUUCUGCCUCAUAAAUAGCGAACUGCUACGGGCAACAAUCAAAAAAAAAAAAAAAAAAACAAACAUAUUUUUUCCCCUGAACUCCACAACUUGGUUUUCAAAGGUUUUAAGGUUCCUGUUAAAGAAAAGUAGGUGAUGGUGCGUAAAUGCUGCGUUCCCGGGUGCAAUUCAAAUUAUGACGCAGUUCUGCGUUACAGUAUGUCGCCGAUCAGCACCUUCAAAUUUCCCGAUGACCCUGAGCAUCGAAACCGCUGGGUGCGGGCUGUUCGGAGACAAGAGGGCUGGAAACCUGGACGUACGGCGUGCAUUUGUAUUCACCAUUUUAAGCCUGAGGAUAUCCUAAAAUACGAUAAACCGGCUAAACUGAAACCUGAUGCAGUUCCUUCAGUUUUUGGAAGCAGUCAGACAAAGGCGGAUGGUUUGGUGAUUAAACGUGGGAGGCCAAAAAAGGUUGCUGCUAAGGGCCCGUUUAUCGACAGUGAAUCCAACGAUCAACUUCAUACCAAUGACGAGCGCGAAAAUGGAGAACGUGAUUUGAUGGAAGAACUGAUUUUGGACUUUGGUGAUUUUUUAUCGCGAAUAGAAAAAACAGAUUGUUUUGACGGUUGGCAUCAUUACCAACACGAUAAAGUUUUACAUUUUUAUAGUAUUUCGGACGAGAACAAAGAUAAAGCUAUUCGAAUCGAGAAUAGUGUCAAAGUUUUCGAGGAUAUGACUAUGUACCUUUUUCUGAAAGAGACCAAACAAGCGGAUGAGUGUCUACAAUGGAUUUUGGGACAUGAGCUGAAAGUUCGUCGUUGGUCACAGUUUGAUAAUAUUUUGAAAAAAUAUCGUUACGCUUCUACGAGUGAUAAAAGAGAAGAUAGUAAACCUUCGCAAAUCGAACGACUAGAUAAUGCUGAAUAUAUUGAUAACGAAAAUGAUAGUUUCGAGCAAGAAUUAGAAAUAACGAUCGAAAAUGAGAACAACGAUAAUUUUAAAAUAGUCGAUAUCGCCAUAGAAAAACAAGCUACCUCGCGAGAACCAAUUGAAUUUCUUUCGAUAGAUGCCAGUCAAACAAAUAGUUACGAUUGCAUUUCUUUAUCGAAGAAUCCGCUCAACACGAACAAAGGACGAAUACUCACACAAAAUGAUAACUGCGAAAGAAGGCAUGUCAGGGAUACUAUAAGAACUCUUAAAUUGGCUAAAAAUAAAUGCUUCAUCUGUGACCUAGAACACGAAAGUAUUGAAGAAUUCGAACAUCACUUACCAAGUCACAUUAGUAUGAUACCGUAUAAAUGCCAACGGUGUGUUUCGCAGGACGUAACAUUAACGACGCUAGCGUCAUUAAAUAAACAUUUUCUAAUGCAUUUAAAACCACUGAAAUGCCGCACCUGUGAUGUGCGGUUUUCAAGCUACGGGACUAGAUUGUUGCACGAGGAAAACAGUCAUUCGAAUCGAGGACCAAUAUCGUGCGAAGUUUGUGGGAAGGUCCUACGUUCCUUGCGGGGUUAUCAGCACCACGUGAAGGUGCACAGCAAUCCGGAAGCAGUCAAAUGCCAAGUUUGCGAGAAACAGUUAUCUUCUAGUUACGAGUUGAAAUUACAUCUACGAGUUCACACAAAAGAAAAACCAAACAAAUGCCCGUUUUGUACUGCUUCAUUCAACAGAGUUUCGAACCUAGUCGCACAUAAGCGCCGAUUUCAUAGCAAAGAAAAGCCGUUUGUAUGCCUUUUUUGUGAUGACCGGUUUCGGACCAGUGUCGAGCUUAAACGACAUUCUUCUUGUCACAACCCAGAAUCAUCCGAUAAUGUGGCGGAAAAACAAAAUCGGCGAUUGACAAUAGUCGAUUCACAGAAGUUGUAUCAUUGCAAAGUUUGUGAUAAGCGGCUGCCUACUCGAACAAGCUACCAUUCUCACAUGCGUCAGCACAGAAAACGGUUUCAGUGUAGCUUCUGUGGUCUCCAAAUCGGGCAGCGAAGAGAUUUUAUCGACCACGAGAACACCCACACUGGUGCUCGCCCUUAUGAAUGCGAGAUUUGCUCUAAGCGUUUUCAAACAUCAUCCACGUACUACGGUCAUCGAGCAAUCCACUCUGGCGUUAAACGGUUUGCUUGUGAUAAUUGCGAUCGUCGUUUCACUAGACUGAAUCAUUUGAUCGUGCACAAAAAAACGCAUUCGGCACCGAAAGCCAAAUCAGGUAGCAGAUCGUGCAGGAAUCGAGAAACAUUUACCAAGCACUUGAAGUCACAUGAAGAUCAACAAGGAAGAGGGAGUGUAGAUGAAAUAAAACAGGCUCAAUCUACGGUCACGAUUCAAACCGUUUCGGAAGCUAUUCCGUGUACAGCGAUUCAGCAGAGUAAUGCCACCACGGAACAAGUUCAGCAGCUCAUUCGUACUGUCGAUGGACGAGAGGCAAUUUUACUCUCUGCCGACGUAAUCAUUCCCAAUAAUAUUAUAAUAUUGCAGCAACAGUGCGUAGAAACGGAGGUGGAAAGUUGACGGAACGCAAAUAAAUAAUAUUAGUUUGUUUCUACGAUA